Micromonas pusilla CCMP1545 is the source of this 1722-nucleotide messenger RNA. RefSeq lists its product as uncharacterized. Gene Ontology annotation, cellular component: nucleus. Gene Ontology annotation, biological process: base-excision repair. The annotation marks the transcript as partial. The transcript has 2 exons. Gene Ontology annotation, molecular function: DNA-(apurinic or apyrimidinic site) endonuclease activity; double-stranded DNA 3'-5' DNA exonuclease activity; zinc ion binding. The record is from RefSeq and is a predicted model, not a curated record. Lineage: Eukaryota; Viridiplantae; Chlorophyta; Mamiellophyceae; Mamiellales; Mamiellaceae.
CUCGGCGACGUCGUCGUCUCCUGGAACGUCGGCCUCCGAGGCUUGCGUCCGCUGUGCGACGCCAACCGCGGCGCGGCGACCGCGCCUCCCGACGCGCACGGCGUGUCGCGCCCGCUCGGGUUCGGCAGCGCCGCGAACCUCCUCGCGUCGCUCGGAUCGCGCGCGGACAACAUCCGCGUCGUGUGCCUGCAGGAGACCAAGCUCGGCGGCGGCGGCGCGUCCGAGCCGCGCGCGGCGCUCGACGCGCGGCUCGCGUGCCCGGACGGGUGGGACAGCGUGCACGCGGUGACGCGCGAUCCGAAGAAGGCCGCGGGGUACGCCGGCGUGGCGACGUACUGGCGACGCGCGGACACGGCCGUCGUCGCCGCGGAGGUGGGCGUCACCGGCGUGAACGCCGACGGCGAACGCGGCGGCGUCGGGUGCUACGGCGCGAUGCGCGAGCUGUUCACGAGGGCGCGCGCGGCUGAACUCGACGCGGAGGGUCGAUGCGUUUUGGUCGACUUCGGCGGGUUCGUUCUCGUCAACGUCUACGUCCCCGCGACGACCGGCGGCUCCGGGUCCGAGGACGUUGACAUCGCCAGGGACGCGUUCAAGCGCGACUUCCUCCUCGCGGUGGAGACGCGCGUCGACGCGCUCGUGGACGCGGGGCGGAGGGUCGUCGCGUGCGGCGAUUGGAACGUCGCGCGCGGAACGAUGGACGCCGCCGCCGCGCGGACUUCGACGGGCACGACGGGUUCGAAACUCGGUUCGAGCUCGGCGGCGCGCGAGCGCGAGUUCGUUCGCGCGUGCCCGCACCGCGCGUGGCUGGACCGGCAGCUCCAGCGCGACGACGGCGGCGGCGACGACGACGACGCGGACGGCGGCGGAAGAAGACGACCCCGGUUGAUCGACGCGCGGCGUUACCCGAAGACGUCGGACGCGUUCACGUGCUGGCACGUCGCGAGCGGCGCGCAACUCACAAACUACGGCGCGCGCAUCGACGCGUUCUACGUCGACGAGGCGACGCACGCGCGCGUCCAUCGCGUUGGGAUCGCGAGGGAGCACCCGGGGUCGGACCACGCGCCCGUGUUUCUCGCGUUCGACCGCGGCGGCGACGGCGAUUUCGAGUUGUUCAAGGCGAUCGACGCGGCCGGCGACGUCGGCCCGCCGGCGAUCGCGAGCAGCGUCGCGCUGCGUCGGAACGGCGGCACGCAGCGGACGCUGAAGGACGGUUUCAAGGCGAUCGACGCGAGCAGCGGCGGCGGCGUUGGGGGGCGAAUGCCCGCGGCGAUGGCGACGGCGACGCCCGCGGGCGGCGGCGGCGCGCAGCUGUCGAACGCGGGGCAGGGCGGCGCGAAGAGGAAACGGCCGGCUGCGGGCGCGGAUUCGAAUUCGAUUCGCGCGUUCUUCGAGCCGAAACCACCGCCGGCGCCUCCUCGCGACCGGAACGAGCCGUCGUCGGCGCGCGCGGCGUCGGUCGUUCACGGCGUCGACGCGCCGGGCCCUCCGCCGGCGGCGACGCCGACGGCGGCGGACGAUACGGUCAACGCGUGGAAGCGUAUCCACGACCGGAUGGCGCCGCCGAAGUGUCGCGGGCACGGCGAGACGUGUAAAGUCCGCUCGGUCAAAAAGAAAGAGUCCGCGAACUUCGGGAGGACGUUCUUCUGUUGCCCGCGACCCGCGGGCGCGAGAGGGAACAAAGACGCGGACUGCGGGUUCUUCCAGUGGGCGGCUGGGCGUUGA